Messenger RNA from Oncorhynchus nerka (sockeye salmon), 762 nucleotides. RefSeq names its product acyl-CoA Delta-6 desaturase-like. Gene Ontology annotation, cellular component: membrane. Gene Ontology annotation, molecular function: oxidoreductase activity, acting on paired donors, with oxidation of a pair of donors resulting in the reduction of molecular oxygen to two molecules of water. Gene Ontology annotation, biological process: lipid metabolic process. The transcript is spliced from 4 exons. The record is from RefSeq and is a predicted model, not a curated record. The coding region runs from base 205 to 747 and encodes 180 amino acids. Lineage: Eukaryota; Metazoa; Chordata; Actinopteri; Salmoniformes; Salmonidae.
GAAGAAUUGCAGGUUAUCGUUUUUCGUCAUGAAUCUUGUCUAGUGGAAAUCUCUCAGAUCUGCCUCCAGGACAAGACUCAUCCCAAUAAACAUCAAACUGUAGAAGAGUCACACCAUUUCACCACGUAGUGUGUUUCAGUUGGACAGACUGGACAGAGCGCAGCCGACACAGCGACGGUGUGAGUGGAGCAGAGAGAACCGAGGAUGGGGGGCGGAGGUCAGCAGACGGAGUCAAGCGAGCCGGCCAAGGGUGACGGGGUUGGGCCCGGUGGAGGGCGAGGUGGCAGUGCAGUCUACACCUGGGAAGAGGUUCUGAGGCACUGCCACAGAGGCGACCAGUGGUUGGUCAUCGACAGGAAGGUCUAUAAUAUUACCCAGUGGGCGAAGAGACACCCGGGGGGCAUCAGGGUCAUCAGUCACUUUGCUGGAGAAGAUGCCACGGACGCCUUUUCCGCAUUCCAUCCCGAUCCUAAUUUUGUCAGGAAGUUUCUGAAGCCGUUGCUGAUUGGAGAGCUGGCACCGACAGAGCCCAGCCAGGACCAGGGGAAAAAUGCAGCUCUGGUGCAGGACUUCCAGGCCCUGCGCGACCGUGUGGAGAGUGAGGGUCUCCUCCGUGCCCGCCCCCUGUUCUUCAGCCUCUACCUGGGCCACAUCCUGCUACUAGAGGCCCUGGCUUUGGGCCUGCUCUGGGUCUGGGGGACCAGCUGGAGCCUCACACUGCUCUGUUCCCUCAUGCUGGCCAUGUAAUAGAGUCAUAAUGUA